Dioscorea cayenensis subsp. rotundata (Guinea yam) is the source of this 791-nucleotide messenger RNA. RefSeq names its product EG45-like domain containing protein. Lineage: Eukaryota; Viridiplantae; Streptophyta; Magnoliopsida; Dioscoreales; Dioscoreaceae. The record is from RefSeq and is a predicted model, not a curated record. The transcript has 3 exons. Bases 141 to 653 code for a protein of 170 amino acids.
AAAACGAAUAAGUUUCUUUGCUAGACUAACAACGAGGCGUCUUUAUGCAUUGUAUUCUCUUCAUUGGAUUCUAAUGUUUAUAGACUACAGAACUCCUUUACCAAGUCAAACAAAUUAAAGCCAGUAGUUAUCAAACAGCAAUGAGCCAUUCAAACCAUCAUAAAAAGAAGCUUUGUUUUUGCAACUGGCUUCUGAUUUUAAAGUCGUGCAAACAUGCCUCUCAAGUUCCUCAAUCUCCUCCUCUUCUUCCUCCUCCUCCACCACCACCACCACCACCAGACAUCUGCCGACGUCGGUACCGCAGCAUAUUAUGGCCCACCAUAUCUUCUUGUACAUUAACAUCCACAGCAACAGUUUGUUAUGGUGAUGAUCCAAGUCAAUUUCCAGCAGAUAACAUUUUUGCUGCUGCUGGGGAUGGAAUUUGGGACAAUGGAGCAUGCUGUGGGAGGCAGUAUUUGGUGAGAUGUCUCAGUUCAUCCCCAGAAUCAUGCAUUGCUGAUCAAACCAUUCGAGUUGAAGUCAUAAACCAGGCAUCAAUGUUGGACUCUAAUCCUUCACUGAAUGGCACCACCAUGACCCUCUCAGACGCUGCAUUUCUGCAAAUUGCCAAUAAAUCUUCUCCAGUUAUCAAUAUUGAAUUCACACAGAUCUGAUUGAAGAUGCAAUUGAGUCAAAUUUAUUGUAUUUUUUUAUGGAAUAAGUCAAAGUGGAUGGAAUCAGUUAUAAUAAGAUUGUAAAGAGAUUAUCCUUUUGGCUGCUUGAAUUUUAUAAUAUAUAUUUGUGUUAUUGUA